AUGUUCAACUUAUUCUCCGAACUCGUAACCAUGAGAUCAGCUCGAAAGAAAUAUGCCCAAACUACUGGACUUAAUCUGAAUCAACGAUUUGAUCUAUCAGUUUCCUAUGAGAUUACAAGGAGUUUUGUAUUUGGAACUUUAUUCAUUAUUUUCCUACAAGUUUUUCAAGCGAUUUUCUCAACCCUGAUUGUUUUUAAAGUUAUCAAUCUAUCUGAAUUUAUGAUUUCACUUCUCACUUUGAUUGUCCUUUUGGAAUUCUCAUUUUUCCCAUGGAUAAUAUUGAUUACAAAUCAGAGAUGGAGAAAAAGAGUUGUGUCAUUAUUUAGACGGAGAUCGAAUACUGUACAUGUUAUGGAUUUAAAGGGACAGAAUAUUUUGAAAAAUCCAACGCAGAUGGAUUAUUUUAAACAAUUGGAUGCGGCUUGGAAUGCUUGA
Caenorhabditis angaria is the source of this 435-nucleotide messenger RNA. The record is from the annotation of a GenBank genome assembly. NCBI's taxonomy places the organism in Eukaryota, Metazoa, Nematoda, Chromadorea, Rhabditida, Rhabditidae.